Molecule: messenger RNA, 3792 nt
Organism: Acanthochromis polyacanthus (spiny chromis)
Lineage: Eukaryota; Metazoa; Chordata; Actinopteri; Pomacentridae
Gene: slc19a3a
Product: solute carrier family 19 member 3a
Exons: 7
Coding region: 79-1554 (491 amino acids)
Biological process (GO): transmembrane transport; vitamin transport
Cellular component (GO): plasma membrane
Molecular function (GO): vitamin transmembrane transporter activity
Source: RefSeq, a predicted model, not a curated record
AAAGCAGGCAAAACAAACAGUGCUGCACACCGAGGGAACACAUACAGACACCUGAAACAGGUCGAAGAACAGCAGAAGAUGGAGGCAGUGAGGAAGUGGAGGUCAGGCUGGAGGUAUCCCACAACUCUGCUGUGCAUCUAUGGAUUCUUCAGCACAGUUAAACCACUGGAGCCUUUUCUCAUCCCAUUCAUGACAGGACCGGACAAGAAUCUGACAACUGAAGAGGUUAACAAUCAAAUCUUCCCAGUAUGGACGUACUCCUACCUGUCUGUACUGGUGCCGGUGUUCCUGCUGACCGACUGGCUGCGUUACAAGCCCGUCGUGGUGUUUCAGUCUGUUGUGCUCUUUAUCACUACAUCGCUGCUGCUGUGGACCGAAAGUGUGGCAGCCAUGCAGCUCACGCAGUUCUUCUAUGCGAUGGUGACAGCCAGCGAUGUGGCCUACUUCUCCUACAUUUACAGUGUGAUAGAUCUGAAGAGGUACAGGAAGGCCACAUCUUACAGCCGCAGUGUCCAGCUCCUGGGGUACACAGUGGGCUCUGUGCUGGGCCAGCUGCUUGUCAGCUUCAACCUCAUGUCCUACAGCAACAUCCUGGUGUUUACUCUGGUUCUCACUGCUAUCGCUCUCCUCACUUCACUCCUCCUGCCAAUGCCGCAGCACAGCAUGUUCUUUCAUCGAAGACAUCCUGGACAGGAAACAGCAAAGGAGGGAACUGAGACAGAUGGAGGUGGUGUUGUAGAUGCAACAGAAAACUCAAGGAGAUCAAAGAUGUCUCUGGAAGAAGUGGGCAAUGAAAAAGAGGAGAAAGGAGCCACAGUGGAUGAUACAAAAAAAGGACUGGAGGGAGAUGGGCCCAUGGCUGAGGAACGUGAGGAGACUGUAGGUGCACAAAGCUGCACCCAAGUCCUCCUGCAGCUGUGGAGAGACUUCCGUCAGUGCUACUCCUCCAGACAGCUGCUCUACUGGUCAGUGUGGUGGGCAAUGGCUACCUGUGGCUACAACCAGACGGUCAACUAUGUGCAGGUGCUGUGGGAGCAUGUGCAGCCCUCUCAGAACUUCACCAUUUACAAUGGAGGUGUGGAGGCGGUGUCUAACCUGCUGAGCGCAGCUACAGCGUAUGGUAUAGGCUUCACUGAGGUGAGAUGGGAGCAGUGGGGAGAGCUGGCCCUGGGUGGUUUCUCAGGACUUGGCGCUGCUGCACUAUUCCUCAUGACAUUCAUUGGCAACAUCUGGGUCUGCUACUGUGGUUACGUCAUCUUCAAGAGUCUCUACAUGCUGCUGAUAACAAUAGCCAUGUUUCAGAUUGCAACUGGCCUGUCAAUGGAAAGAUAUGCACUGGUCUUUGGGGUAAACACCUUUGGAGCACUGGCUUUGCAGACAAUUCUCACUUCUAUCGUGGUGGACAGCAGAGGACUGGCCUUGAGCAUCAUUCCUCAGUUCACCAUAUAUGCCAGCUACUUCUCAGUCAUCGCUGGUGUUUUUACUCUUCGGGGACUAUAUCGCAUUUGGAGCACUAAAAGAAACAAGAGAGACACCUCCUUCAGAUCAAAAUGACUCUUCAAGCUAUGGAGAACACGGAUUCUGAAUCUGAAGACAAACUGCGAUAAGCAGUUGUGUUUUUGGUCCGCUCAGUAGCUCCGUGUCAGUUUAAAAGGAAAAUGACAAAGGCUUUAAAUUACUGCAACAUUAUGAAUAGAAAUCUUUUUUCCAUACAAAACAAUAUACAAGGCUUUCCAUACAUCCAUAUCAAUGAAUUCUUUGGUCAUUUCUUCUUACUUAAAAUUCAUUUUAAUAUAUAUACUGUAUAUAUUUACACAUUAACUUAAAAUUCUCUAAUACCCAAUGUAAGUGGUUUUCAGUUCAUCAGCCAUUGUUACCCAUAUACAUGUGGUUGACUGUUGUUCAAAAGUGUUGAAUCCUGGGUCUGUCAGCAGGGCAGGGGAUGGCAGAGAAAUGAGUCCCCUACCCAUCCCUGGUACAGCAUUCACUCCUUUUUCAUCUCUCAACAACAGAAUAUACAUUUUUUUUCUUCAGUGAAAACAAUUUACCUAAAAGGAUCCUGCACAAAUAAACAGUUUGGUUCUUUACAAAUACAGUAACUGGCAGUACCCAUUAGCUUUACCAAGCAACAGUUCUGUCUUAACAAAUCUUGUGUGUUAGAUACAAAUACUGAUAUGCACAAAGAGCUAAUUUUCUAAAAGAAAAAAAACAAUAUGUACAAUUUGCAGCAUAAUGAAUGGGAUAUACUGUACGCAAUAACUUAGUUUUCAGCCAGUUUGAUUAUACAUUGUGGCUCAGUAGAGGCCAGGCCAGUUCACAGGUUAAAUAGAGAAGAGCGGAUCAACCUCUCCCUCUGCACACACCAUCACUUUGUUUUGUAGCUAUAGACAGUGCCAGCAUGACCGUCUCGCAUAUUGUUCCAUUUGUGACAAACUGCGAUAGAAAAUACAAAUUCUUACAAACAUUGUGUUUUUAAAGCUACUUGUGAAACAAAACAGUGCAAUAGGUGCAAGCGCGCCAGUUGUUGACCCUGUAGUGCAGCAGACAAGAUGGAUUCGCUAUAAGAAGGGAUUUGUUGAAGAGCCUCCAGCCGGAUACUGUGCAGAUGGACCCGCACCCUGGAAUUAAAAAGGGAUACACAAACAGUCAGACAGAUGUGUUUAUUGUGCAAAGAAUGGCCAAAAAAAAAAAAAAAAAAAACUCACUAGAUUCCAUUUUGUUGCCCAGAGUUAAAAAAGAAGAUUAGCUUAGCAUGAAGGCUGAGAACAGGUACACACAGCUACAACAGAUAUGUUUAAAAUUUAACAAAAUCAGCCUGUCAGAACCUCUGAAGCUGAGUAACAUUUUAUAUCUGAUUUGUUAAAUCCUAAACUAAAACCUAACUGUAGUUCACCAUUUUGAAUUGGAUUAGGUGCCAAUGUUUUUUCUUAACUGGGACCGGAUGGUGGACAGCCAGCAGAAACCACAAAAAGCUUCUGGUCCCAGCUGCUGGCUCCAGCUACAUAUUAAGUUCAAACUUUUUUACUACUCUCCAAAAGACAAUAAAUAAGCAGAACUAUGCUUCAAUAUAAAAUGAAAACGUCCAGCUUUAACCCCUUUAGCUUCAGUGUACCGCCGGCGGUACACCUACUAAUUUGCAUAGGAAUUUCAAGAAUGUCCGACGGCUGCAAACGCGAUUAUACAAACACUAUACGCCGAUGGAAAGCUUAGAUUCUCAUGAAUCCGCCGGUAUAAACCACUUUCAGAUGCGAUUACUACAGCGGGUGAGAAAAACACAUUUGUCCGACAAAAACGAAUAUUCAUCCAUCCGUUCUCUAUACACGGCUUCAACGCACACAGCGCGACUCACAUUUCCGGGUUUAUUAUUACACACAAAAAAAAAAGAUUCCACAAAAAACGGCCAUAAUCCAACCUUUUACAUCCAGAUGACACAAGCCAGUAAACUAUUUUGUCCAAAACAUGUCCUGAAGUCGGUAUAAAAUCCCCGAAUCGGUCAUUUUCAAGGAAAUGCACCUCGCGAUGCCUGUCCAAUAUUCCCUGUAUUUUUCGUAAUUUUUUUUAUUUAAAAAUAGAAUAUUAGCGAUUUUUGUACUGAAAACGGCUGGAAUUGACUGAAGCUUAAAGGGUUAACCAAUGACUUUUGGCUUCAUUACUGACUAAUACAAUGGCAACUAUGUAAUAAUUUGUCUCUUCAAUGCAACUAAAGACUUGUAUCUUCAGAAUCAUCAGCACAAAACCAGAAAAGAAUGCAACAAUAUAGAAAUGUUGUAACAAUAAACACUGUUCCAAGGA